Molecule: messenger RNA, 650 nt
Organism: Mangifera indica (mango)
Lineage: Eukaryota; Viridiplantae; Streptophyta; Magnoliopsida; Sapindales; Anacardiaceae
Product: probable calcium-binding protein CML23
Exons: 1
Coding region: 57-518 (153 amino acids)
Molecular function (GO): calcium ion binding
Source: RefSeq, a predicted model, not a curated record
UUUUGGUCAAAAAAUUUAGGAGUUUUAAAACUAGAACUUCCUCUUCUUGCUUGAGAAUGGCGAAAAGUAGAGAUGCGAAUUGUUUGGGUUCAAUGGAGGAAGUUCGCAAAGUGUUCAACAAGUUCGACAAGAACGGCGACGGAAGGAUCUCCUCCGACGAGCUUAAGGACAUUCUUCAUGCGCUCGGCUCCAAGACUUCGCCGGAGGAGGUCCGACGUGUAAUGCAAGAGAUUGAUAAGGAUGGUGAUGGCUACAUUGACUUCGACGAGUUCGUAGCGUUUCACACGGGAGGCGCUUCAGCUAGUGGUGAUGGUUCGAAGGAGUUGAAGGACGCGUUUGAUCUGUUUGAUGUUGACAAGAACGGUUUGAUAUCAGUUAGUGAGUUGCAUUCGGUGUUGAGGAAACUUGGAGAGAAGUGUUCGAAGAAUGAUUGCGAGAAGAUGAUCAAAAAGGUAGAUGCCGACGGCGAUGGCCAUGUUAACUUUGAAGAGUUUAAGAAGAUGAUGACUCGUGCCUAACGGCCGAACAAGGUUAGAUCGAACGAAGGUAGCUUGCUACUUCUUUUAGGUUACAUUUCCAGAAAAAGCUGUUUGAAUCAAUCGUUCGCCAACAAAGCGUUAAAUAGAUCUGGCCUUUUAUCAUUGCACUAA